CUGCAUCUGAACGCGUCUGAAUUGCGUUUGCGACGCAUCUGUGUUUCUGGCCACUCCGGACACAUUUUAUGUGAAAAUAAAAGUGGAAGUUCAGCAUUAUGCAUCAUCACUUCAGGGAGAAGUCGAGAGAAAACACGUUGAGGAAUACAUUUUCAUUAUCUGUGGAUUAUUUUCACUCUUAAUUUAUUUCUCUCAAGUCCAUGACUGGAGAGGUCGAUCAGGACAGAAAAGAUGGCAAAGGGUGGAGAAGUACAGAGAAUUCCAUGGCAACAUCUGCCCGCUGUCACCUGAGAAACUGGAAGGUGAUUCUGUUAGUUGUUGUGUGUAUUCUGGGUCUGAUUGAUGGACAUUACCUGCAGGACGAGACACAGGAACCCCACACCAGCAUACUAGGAACCCCUUUGACCUUUCCAGGCCGACCCAAGAAGAACGCAGACCAGUGGCUGAGCAAAGCACCCUGGGCAGGACUGCAUGUGGCUGAGGAGGGUGAGGGACAUAGAAUCCGGUGGCAGCGUUCCUCUACAAACGUCUCCAGUUUGAGGAAAUCCCCUAAGGACCGAAAGGAACGUCGUAACCGGACACGAGGUCGCACCAGUCAGGACUGUCGUUUGGAGAAGAAGGAGAUGAGGGUGCGUGACCUAGGGCUUGGAUAUGACUCGGACGAAAUCGUGAUGUUCAAGUACUGUGUUGGGACGUGCAUGAGUGCCCGCAGGAACUACGACUUGGCCCUGAAGGUGCUGACAGAUAAUGGCAGCAUUCCAAGCCGCAAGGUGAGCACCCAUCCCUGCUGCAGGCCCACACGCUUUGAGACCGUCUCGUUCAUGGAUGCACAGACGAGCUGGCAGACAAUCAAAUGGCUUUCAGCAGCCAACUGCAGCUGUGUGGGAUGAGAGAGACAAAUAAAACGCAACCGGUGAAAUCAAUCCAAACCUACGGUUCAAUCCAAAGAGAUUCCUUAGUAAUUCCUUGGAAAUACUCUGAAAGGAAACAGCGAUGCAGCGUUCCUAGUGAUGCCCGUAUGGAUGCUGCAGUCGUAGCUAUUGUGGCUAGGGUGCAUACACAGUGGAUCUUGUACCGUGAGGAACCCCAGGAACCAUAAGAAUAAGGGAUGACCUGCAGGGUAGAGGUCACCUUGCCAUGAAUGCUGGUUUUUGGAGUCUGCAGAGGAGAUGCAACACCUCCUCUGUCCUCAGCAUCUCCAUUAGAGAGCUAAAAAACAUUGAUGGGAGUCCUCAGAUAUCUGC
Molecule: messenger RNA, 1244 nt
Organism: Xyrauchen texanus (razorback sucker)
Lineage: Eukaryota; Metazoa; Chordata; Actinopteri; Cypriniformes; Catostomidae
Product: neurturin
Exons: 4
Coding region: 201-890 (229 amino acids)
Molecular function (GO): glial cell-derived neurotrophic factor receptor binding; growth factor activity; receptor tyrosine kinase binding
Source: RefSeq, a predicted model, not a curated record